This is a messenger RNA of Penicillium malachiteum, 1008 nucleotides long. Its product is annotated as IST3 family RNA-binding protein. Gene Ontology annotation, molecular function: RNA binding. Gene Ontology annotation, cellular component: catalytic step 2 spliceosome; U2 snRNP; precatalytic spliceosome. Bases 1 to 1008 code for a protein of 335 amino acids. The transcript has 2 exons. Gene Ontology annotation, biological process: mRNA splicing, via spliceosome. The record is from RefSeq and is a predicted model, not a curated record. Lineage: Eukaryota; Fungi; Ascomycota; Eurotiomycetes; Eurotiales; Aspergillaceae.
AUGAACUCCAUUCGCCAGGUGCAACAGCUCAAUAAGCGCGAGCUUGAACAUGCGAUACCUCCAGAGGCAUCAUGGCAUGCAGACUACCGCGAUACAGCCUACAUCUAUAUUGGUGGACUUCCAUUUGACCUCUCAGAGGGCGAUAUUGUCACAAUUUUCUCUCAGUAUGGAGAGCCAACCCACGUCCAUUUGAUGCGCGACAAGGAAACGGGCAAGAGCAAGGGCUUCGCGUUCCUUAAAUAUGAGGACCAACGGAGCACCGACCUUGCAGUAGAUAAUCUUGGAGGAGCAACUGUUCUGGGGCGCAUGCUACGAGUCGAUCAUACCCGGUACAAGCGACGCGACGACGAGGAGGAGGGAGAUAAUGUCGCGAAGCUGAUGGGAGAUGCUGCCAUCAACGAUGACAAGGGCGCAAAGAGUAGUGACCGCCACAGUCGACGGAGAGGGUCGAUUGAUGAAGAUCGCGAGGAAAAGCGACCAUUAUUGAAGGAAGAGAAGGAACUACAAGCUCUGAUUCAGGACCAUGAUGACGAAGACCCAAUGAAGGAAUUCCUGGUUGAAGAAAAGAAGGAAGAAGUUGCUCUUGCCAUCGAGAGAUAUAAGAGCAGCGAGAAAAAGUCAUCUCGCCGACGGGACGACAGCAGAGAAAGACCUAGCAGGCACAGUCGUCGCCAUCGAUCCCGUGAACGUGAGCGCAGACCUCGGGACGAUCGCUCGCCUGCCCGGGAAAAGACUUCGCGACGUCGGUCAACAGACAGAGAAGGAAAAUCAGGGAGAGACCGUACACCGGUCAUGACUCGUUCACGUUCCCCGGAUGCUCGGAAGCAUCGAAGUGACCGAGAUCGCGAGCAUCGCUCUCCAGUCGAUGAAAAGAGGUCACGUCGCCGAUCCCGGGACAGGGAGGAAAGAUCCCGGAGAGAUCGGACACCAGAGCGCUCACGGUCCCCCGAGUCACGAAGGCAUCGCAGUGAACGAAGCGAUCGAGACCGUGACAGUCGCCGCCGCUGA